Molecule: messenger RNA, 1733 nt
Organism: Homarus americanus (American lobster)
Lineage: Eukaryota; Metazoa; Arthropoda; Malacostraca; Decapoda; Nephropidae
Exons: 2
Coding region: 135-1733 (532 amino acids)
Source: RefSeq, a predicted model, not a curated record
CUGUUCACUAAUACAACCGCUUUUAUGUCAUACUGUUGACUUCAGUAAAAGUGGCUGGAGUCUCAUUACUUCUUAAUAUAUAUGGUGAUGAUACUACUCAUCUGACUUGAGGUCCAUUCAUUCAGAUAAAAACUAUGACAGAAGAGCAAGGAUUGUCAGUGAUGGAUUUGCUGAAGCCUCAAAUACCACUAACCAGUCUGGGGAUGGAGGUUGUAGGCAAGAACUCUUCAAGAGAUCUUCCACUACAAGAAGAUGUUGCUCCACAUUUUAUGCUUAAGAAAAAUACUAAGGACACCUUUUCAUAUUUUGGAAUUGAUUUAGACAAAGAAAAUGCUUUCUUAGAGACUAUUCCCCUAAGGAACGCUAUUUUAUCUUUAAAUUGUAUAAACAAAAAUUUCACAUCAGCAUCUAGCAGUACUAGUCCAUCUAAGGAAUUAAAACAGAGACAUGUUUUAGCCAGGCUCCCUGUUGAAAAUCCAGAAAAACUAAUAAAUCAUAUAAUUCAAAAUGAUAACAUUAAAAUACCAAAGAAGGUGUUGACUAAAAUGGUGUUAUCCUUAUCUCCAUCCAAGGGCUUAAUUCUGCCAAGUGUACAUGAGGCAAAAACACCUGAAAAGUUUUAUAAUGGCAAUGAUAUUUUAGAUUGUCAUUCAUCACCUUGGCCUCACCUGGAUGAAGAUCAAUAUCACUCACUCAGGCCAGACAGAAGUCCUAAAAAAUGUAGUGGGAAUGGAAUGUAUAAUAAGAUGCAAUCCCCCAAACCAUCAUUUGUCGUUAACCAACAGAAUCAAGAGAAAUUGUUGGAAUGUAAACACCAAGAUGCCGAUGUAUCAUCAUUAAUUAUACAAAACCAAAAUAGAUCAGAUGGAAUCAAGAGUGCAAGUAAAGACAAAACAUUGAAUAUAUUGCAGCAUAUUGAUGAUGAGGAACCCAGCCAAAAUGAAGUACCCUCAUUUAGUGUGGUGUUUCCAAGUGGGUCUGCAGAUUCUGUGGUGGUAAGUGCAGAUGAUGGUACGAUGGGAAAUAUUGCUUCAAGUACAGAAACAAAGGAUUGCAGUUCAAACACCCUUCUUCAGCAGGGUCAUGCAGCUGUCACUGACUUGAAUAAGAAUCUAAAACACAAUUGUUCGUCUAUUAAUCUAAACGGAAAUGUAUCAUCUAAACAAACUCUGAAUGUGGGCAAAAUACCACGAGAGGGUUCUGUCACUGACAGUGUACACAUGAAGACAAAUGAUUCAACUGUAAAUGAUGUAACCCAAGACAUGACAGAUGAAGAAGACUUAAAUCAGUCUAUGUGCAAUAUGUCAGUGCAUGAAAAAUUCAACCUUACCAAUGAUUCAAAUAAGACUGACAUAUUUAUCGUAUUAGAUGAAACAGUAGAUGAUGAUUCCAAUAAUAGUACAAAUGAAAUCACCAAGAAAAAACAUGAUGACUCACUUGAUAACAAUUCAAAAAUGAUUUUUCUGUAUAACAAGGAGGAAGUUCCAUGUUUCAGUAAAUCUCAAAGUGGAAGUGUGGAGGGACUAGUAAAGCCAUAUUUGCAGCCAUUUGUGAGCAAAGACCCGCAGGAGAACAAAGAUAAUGAGGUUAGUGUUUUGGGUAGACUUUUACUUGCUUCCUGGUGCAGUAUAUUGAUUAUCAAGACUUCACUUUCUCUCUUACCAGAGAGGAACAUUGCAUUAACCCAUCAAUUGUGGCUGGUCUCAAUUUCAUGUGUACCCUCACUGCAGUAA